CUGAAACUUCGCCGGAGAAAGUGUAGUAGAGAGGGGUGGGGGGGGGGGGAUGGGGAUAAUAAAGAGCUGCUUCGUGUUCACGAUGGGAACGGCUUAUGGUGUAUACGUUGCGCAGAAUUACAACGUUCCCGAUGUAAAGAAGCUGACGAACACUGUUCUCGUCAUCGUCGAGCACAUCGAAAAGAAUUAUCGGAAACCCAAGAAGGACGAUGUUGUUUGAUUUAUUGGUCGAGGUUUUGCCGAUCUCAGUCUGUUUCUUUUUGUAUUAUUUCAUAAAAUUAUUAACCCGUUUUGAUCGGGAUUUUACUUUAUAAUUUAGGGCUGGUUAUUUGGUUUUGAUUUGAAAAUCGAAGAGUAUAUGGAUUCGUGAUUUUGUAUACAGAAGAGAGAAUUGGGGUUUUUACGCAGAUCAAUUGGGUUUUUCUAUGUGCUGCUGAAUUUGUCUAUGUACUCUUGCAAUUUUUCUUUGAUUAUCAUAUCCUUUGAAUUUGAUAAUAGAAUUUUCUCAUUCAAGUU
This is a messenger RNA of Brassica napus (rape), 516 nucleotides long. RefSeq lists its product as uncharacterized. Bases 50 to 220 code for a protein of 56 amino acids. NCBI's taxonomy places the organism in Eukaryota, Viridiplantae, Streptophyta, Magnoliopsida, Brassicales, Brassicaceae. The record is from RefSeq and is a predicted model, not a curated record. The transcript has a single exon.